AUGAGGCGACACGCCGCUUUGGCGUGCCUGCUCCUGGCCGUGUUUGCAGGGAACGAGAUCAAUCAGGCGAUAGGACAGCAGCCUCUCCAGCUUGGUGAGGGCACGAACGAGCCUGAAGAUGAGCCUACGCUGUGGACACCUCUUCGCAAUCUGUUGCAAUUCAGUUUCAGCGGUGGCGGGGGUGUCACCAGUUCGAAGGGGUCAGGCUCAGGUUCUUUAUCCGUCACCGCCGACAAAUCCAGCUCCUCUGGCUCCACGCCGUCCUCGUCAUCGGACACCCCUGCUUCUUCGUCAUCAACCCCUGCUUCUUCAUCAGACACCCCCUCCACUUCAACUACUGUGUCAACUUCCGUCGGCACCAACUCGGCCGCGGCGGCCGCCGGCGCUGCCGCUGCCUCGGAGGGCUCCACUUCAGCUUCCACAUCAACAUCCGCGGCGGCUGGAGGUGACUCCACGUCAUCGUCAGACCCGCCAGCCACCCCGUCUGAUCCACCCGCAUCCCCAUCCGAUCCACCCGCCUCCCCCUCAGAUCCACCUCCCUCGGAUCCACCCCCCUCAGAUCCACCCCCGUCGGAUCCGCCAGCCGCGCCCUCCAAGACUGUGGUUGUUACUAAGAAGAAAUCUCCUCCGCCAGAAGUGGUCGUCAAAAAAUCACCCACUCCCACACCCAAGAUUGUGGUGAAGAAGGAGGCGCCCUCUCCGCCGCCACCAACCAAGAUCAUCCUGAUCAAGAAGAUCUACUCGCCACCUCCGCCGCCGCCCGAGAAGAUUAUUAUCAUCGUGCCGCACUCGCCACCGCCCCCCGCCAAGAAGGUGGUGGUUGUGCCGGCUCCCAAGACACCCAGCCCCACACCAGUGACAACCGUCAGCGGAGUGAGCGGCGUCAGCGGCACAACCAGCCCCGCCCUCACACCGGUGGUGACCACACCAGUCGCUGACGCACCCACAACAGCAACCACAGUCCCUGCCGACGCGCCUGAAAUAUCAACCACCCUUGCGGCCGACGCGCCUCUGAGCGGGACGACACCAGCGGCCGCGGCUCCGGCCACCGAGACGACGCCGGUGCCGGAAGUGCCGGCCGUGCCGGCCGGCGGCCGCCGCAGCGGCCGGUCGCGCCGCCACGCGCGCCGCUGA
This is a messenger RNA of Coccomyxa subellipsoidea C-169, 1134 nucleotides long. RefSeq lists its product as hypothetical. NCBI's taxonomy places the organism in Eukaryota, Viridiplantae, Chlorophyta, Trebouxiophyceae, Coccomyxaceae. Bases 1 to 1134 code for a protein of 377 amino acids. The record is from RefSeq and is a predicted model, not a curated record. The transcript has 7 exons.